This is a messenger RNA of Eufriesea mexicana, 5448 nucleotides long. Its product is annotated as agrin. The transcript has 24 exons. The record is from RefSeq and is a predicted model, not a curated record. Gene Ontology annotation, biological process: multicellular organism development; cell differentiation. Gene Ontology annotation, molecular function: protein binding; calcium ion binding. NCBI's taxonomy places the organism in Eukaryota, Metazoa, Arthropoda, Insecta, Hymenoptera, Apidae. Gene Ontology annotation, cellular component: extracellular region. The coding region runs from base 1 to 5259 and encodes 1752 amino acids.
AUGGCGACGCAAGAAAUCAAGGACCCAUGUGCUAAGCUGAACUGUACCCAGGGUUCGCAAUGCGUGCGAAGCAGAGAUGGCAGCGAGGCUUUCUGCGAGUGUCUGGAAUCCUGUCCGAAUUUGGGGGAUCACGAGGGAUCGGGUCCUGUCUGCGGCACAGAUGGGAUCGACUAUUCGUCUCUUUGCGAACUGAACCGGGCAGCCUGCGUCAAGGGUGCUAAUAUCACGAUGGCGUUUCAUGGAAAAUGCGAUCCUUGCGGUAACGUGGAGUGCGUAGAACCGGAAAUCUGUCAGCUGGACGAGUCGAGGCAACCUGGCUGUCGUUGCGGCGAGCAGUGCGGCAUCGAGUUCGCACCAGUUUGCGGAAGCGAUGGUAAAACAUACUCGAAUGAAUGCAGCCUCAGGCAGGAAGCUUGCAGAUCGAGAUUAUCGCUCAGGAAGGUCUACAAUGGCGCAUGCAACUCAGGAAUCAAUCCGUGCGACGAGGCGAAGUGCGGCCCCUACGAGCAGUGCGUGAUCAACCGACAAGGAAUUGCGAGUUGCGAGUGCGGUCCAGAAUGCGAAGAAGUGAUGAGACCGGUGUGCGCGCGCGGGGGAAAGACGUACAUGUCGCUGUGCGAGCUGAAGAGACAGGCCUGUUUAACGAAGACCAACAUCGAGGUCGCGUACACUGGCACCUGUGGCUCCAUGGGCCCCUGCACCGAGAAGAUCUGUCAGUGGGGCGCGAUUUGCGCGGAAACCAAUGGCACAGCGAUUUGCGAAUGUCCAACCUGUCCGGCGGAAUUUCAGCCGGUUUGCGGCAACGAUGGCAUCAGCUACGGAAACGAGUGUAAGCUUCGCCUGGAGGGCUGUAAACAUCGACGAGAGAUCCGCGUGCUUUACCAGGGACUCUGCAAUGGAUGCGAGAACAAGAAGUGCGACUUCUACGCCGAGUGCGAGAGCGACAGCACCGGCGAGGCCAAGUGCGUCUGUCCCAGAAAGUGCGAUGGACUGGAGAAAGAACCUACAGUCAAUGACAAGAUUUGUGGCUCCGACGGAGUAACCUACGACACCGAAUGCGCUUUGAAAAUGGCCUCCUGUAGCUCUCAGACGCUCAUCACUAUCAGCUACAUGGGUGACUGUGAGCUGUGCGCAAACGUAGAAUGCGAUCAUGGAGCUCAUUGCAUGGCUGGAGUAUGCGUGUGCCCGAACGAGUGCCCUGAGAGCACUGGAGAACUAGUAUGCGGUAGCGAUGCCAAGACGUACCCAUCAGAGUGCGAAUUGCAAAAGGCAGCCUGUGGAAGGGAUCCCAAGUUGCCAGUCUUGCACGUGAUAUUCUACGGCGAUUGCGGUGAACGAUUCGCUGUGGCAGCACUCACCACGAUGUCGACGCCUGCGGUGGUUCGAUUGGCCACCACCGCGGUUGACGUGACCAGCACUCAGGUACGCGAGGCUUGCAAGAACAUUAACUGCGACUUCGAGGCGACCUGCGAGCUGGGCCCGGACAACUAUCCCAGGUGCAGCUGCAAGUUCGACUGCGCCUCGAUUUCCCAGGAAAAUAUGCGUCCUGUUUGCGGCAGCGACCUGAAGACCUAUUCGUCCCUGUGUGCCAUGAAAAUGGAGGCUUGCCAGAGGCAGCAAGAGCUAAGACUUAGACCCCUUGAUCUUUGCAAAGGUAUGGAAGUGAAGCCUUGCAACGGUGAUCCUCCACUGGUGGACGCCGAUGGAAAAGAAUACGAUUGCGGUAAUGGCCCAGAACGACGCGAUUGUCCUAGCAACAGUUACUGUCACCAGACCACGCGAUUAGCUCGAUGCUGCAAAAGAGGUCAGUUGUCCUCCCAAGUCUCAAAAUGCAAGGACUCCUGGUAUGGCUGUUGCCCGGAUAAUAAAACAGCAGCACUCGGACCCAAUGAUGCAGGUUGCCCGAAUAUAUGCAAUUGCAACAAGUUAGGCAGUGUUUCUGACAUCUGCAAUCCAGAGACCGGACAGUGCGAAUGUAAACCAGCCGUUGGUGGCCUGAAAUGCGAUAGAUGUAUGCCUGGCUAUUGGGGUUUGCCUAAAAUCAACGAAGGACUUCAAGGAUGUAUACCGUGUGGCUGUUCGCUCUUCGGUUCUAUGAGAGAGGAUUGCGAACAAAUGACAGGUAAAUGCGUCUGCAAGACGGAUAUAAAGGGCCACAAAUGUACCAUUUGCACCGACCACAACAAGAUAUUAACAUCCACUGGUUGCUACUCAGCCGACACCAUACCACCGAUACCGACGUCUUGCAGCAAGCUGGAAUGCUAUUCCGGUGGCCAGUGCUCGGAGAUUGGUGGUCCGCACUGCGUUUGUCCGUCGUCCUGUCCAUCGGAUAUACCGUCUGUGCCGAUUUGCGGUAGCGACGGACAGACAUACGACAACGAGUGCGAGCUCAGGCUGUAUGCUUGUCGCCACCAGGCAGACGUGGUCACGCAGGCCUUCGGCCACUGCAGAGACGACCCCUUGGUGAACACGGACUUCCCCGUUAAAAGGUACACAGCGGUGCAAUACACUCAGCCAGCGGCCGCCAUUUCUCCGUUGUCGAAAUCUACCAGGCAUCUGUUAGUGCCUGAACCGGAUCCACGCUAUUAUUACACACACAGGGCGCAUCAAGAAACCAUCACGAUCGACAGGGACAAUUUAAAGCACGGAGUGGCCGCAGCGUACAGACCAACCCCAGCCACGAUUCGCGUGGUCACCGCGUUGGUCGGUGAUCUCUGCAGCGACGACAAGGAUUGCACCAUCCCCAAUAGCGAGUGCUCGAACGGUGGUUGCAUUUGCUCCGAAGGAUACACGGUGACCAGCGACAGGCAGGACUGUUUUGCUAAUUACGUGCCUGUCACGCCGACCGAAGAAUUUCGUGCCUGCCUGUCGUAUCCGUGUCACGCGACAUCGACGUGCAUCGAUCUGCCCAGCGCGACGUUCGUUUGCAUCUGUCGUCCAAAUUACACCGGUCUAUUAUGCGACGAGGAGAUCAACAAAAGGGAUUACGAGGUGCCGUCGUUCGACGGCAAGAGCUACGUCAGGAUGAACAGAUUGAAGGCUUACUACAAGUUCAGCGUCGAGGUUGAGUUCAAGACGUACGCUGACAACGGGAUUAUACUUUACAACCAACAGAAGAGCGACGGCACCGGGGAUUUCGUCUCGUUAGCCAUCGUCGACGGACACAUACAGUUUCGAUACAAUUUAGGAAAUGGACCUGUAAUUUUGUCCUCCCCCGAAAGGGUUACUAUGAAAACUUUCCACCGCGUGGCAGCCAAGAGGUAUCAUAAGGAUGGUGUUUUAAUUUUUAAUAACCGAGAAGAUGUCGCAGGUCAGAGUCAAGGGAUGUUGAAGUCACUUGACCUAAACCAAGAUACAUUCAUUGGAAAUAUGCCUACAAACUAUUCCAAGAUUUACGAUAAUAUUGGCACCAGUCACGGUUUCCUCGGUUGCAUACGAAAACUGAAGAUCAAUCGGAAUUUCGUCGAUCUCCACGUAGGGCGCGACAAAGAGGUCUUGGAGACCUAUCGCGUGAAGGAGUGCGGAGAAAACGCGUGCGCCAAUCUUCCUUGCCAGAACGGUGCAACUUGCCAACCGAUCUUCGAAGAAGACCUCUGCAAUGGUCGCGAAUGCAGAAGAAUCCAUAAACGGGGAAAGGGCAAGAACAGGAACGGAAUGAACAUCGUAAGGUGCAAGGGAUUGCAUUGCACCACGAUCGAUCAACGCAGAUCGAACAUCAACGAUUACGACGUUGAUUACGAAAGCAGUUACGAGCAUGGAAAUUACGCGGUGGAAAAGUACGACCCUCCUGAUUACAGAUGCAUUUGUCCGCCUCAGUUCACAGGCAGAAACUGCGAGGAGUCUUUAGACCCUUGCAUCGGCGAACCUUGUCAGCAUGGCGCCACUUGCGAUAUUCUACCACAGGGUGGUUACGUUUGCAAGUGCCCACCUGGCAGGACUGGAGAACAUUGUGAGAACCUUGACGCUGAAUUGACGGAGCUAUUGAUACCCGAAAUGUCUGGAGACGGUUUUCUGGAACUGCCAUGCCUGGAAGGCGUAGCGAAAGCAUUUUCCAUCGAGUUGUGGUUCCUCACACACGCGAGCGACGGUUUGCUUCUUUACAAUGGCCAACUGAAUAACGGACGUGGUGAUUUCAUUAGCCUGAAUCUGGUCCAUGGAAAACUGGAGUUCAGAUUUAAUCUUGGAAGUGGUAUCGCCAACAUUACCUCUCCAGAUCCAGUUACACUCGACACGUGGCAUUGUGUUCGUAUCAACAGGCUGGGCAGAGAAGGUGUUCUUCAGUUGGAUGACGGAACAGUUGCCAGAGGAGUAUCUGGAAGUCCUUUAACGGAACUGAAUUUGGAAAUGCCUCUUUACGUCGGUGGUGUCAAACAAUGGCGAGAAGUGCAUCGACUGGCUGGAGCGUGGACUGGAUUGGUAGGUGCGAUACAAAGAUUGAUGGUGAAUGGAAAAACCUACCAGAAUCUAGCCGUCAACGUUACUCAACAUAACACGGAAAUCUACGAUGGUCUACCAUGCCCUAGCAAUGAAAACCCCUGUUACAAUGGUGGAGUGUGUCUACCUCUGUUAAAUAGUUACCUGUGCAAGUGUGCUAGUAAUUACAAUGGCCUCCAUUGCGAAUUCUUCAUGGGUUACGACGUAUCUACAGAAGUAUCCGAAAGACCAGUUCGCUUCAAGGGCGACAAUUUCCUGCAAUUCAGACAUCGAAAUGGAAGAAGUACUAACUCAACUAAUACUACCCUCGGCGAGUACUUUGAGGAGUCCUACUCCGACUACGACUUGGAGGAGGAAGUCGACUACGAUUACGACACUUACGAUUACACGGAGCGUAAGGGACAGCAAUCGAAUAAAUUUGAGUUGAGAUUGAGAACGACACAUCCGGAUGGACUGAUUGCCUGGGUUGGAAGAGGAAAAAUCGAGAAUCUUGUCUUAUCGUUACACAGUGGUCAAGUGCUUCUUACAUACAAAAGCAAGAAUGAACUGAUAUCUCUGAGGAGCAGGGAACGGGUGGACGAUGGCGUUUUCCACCAUAUCAGAGCAUCGAGAAGACGACGAACAUCGAUGAUACAGAUCGACGACUUCACCCCAGUGAAGGUAUCGACAGAGACCACUCUGUUAACGACAAACGGCAAGCUCUUCGUCGGUGGUAAACCAGGCCAUCGAGGUAUCAAAGGCUGCGUGUCGGACUUCGUGGUGGACAAACGGCGUCUUCAACUGGCCAGGCGGAAGAUCGAGUACUGUCACGACAACGAUGUAUGAUAACGAAUCCCGGAAACGACGAUUGUCAACGUGACGUCGCCUCUGGCCACGCUUGUCGACUGGACGCCGCUUUUGUCCUCGACGAGUUAGCACCAGCCUAAAAACGGACAAAGACGAACGAAGCGAAGGUGGUGUUCGUUUCUGGGGGACGAAUGGAAACGAGGCACGUGGUCUGAACGAUCGUGAGGA